UCUCUCUUUUUUUUUUCCUUUUAUUUACAACCAACACGUAUGUCUUUUUCAUUUAGUAGAGAUCGUAUUGCGGAAUUAAGAGGCGAUAGUCAGCCAACAACAGGGUAUCGGAGAAGCAAUGAUGAAUACAAUGAUGGAUUUGGACCUAGACGAACACCAGCAGGAUAUGAUACUACUCAACGAACAAUACCAGCAACUUCACGGUAUAAUGAUUCUGAUCAUCAAGCUUAUGAAAUGACCUCAAGACCUCAAGCCGAUGUAUCGACCAUGCCAGCAUUCUUUCAAGAAAUUGAUGAUUUGAAAUCAGAGAUUGCUGCAGUCGGAAACAAUGUACAAGAAAUCCAAUCUCUUCAUGAGGCCGCCUUGACCUCCACCAAUGAAGCUCAAUCAAAAAAUUAUGCAUCACAAUUAAACGCUUUGAAGAAGGAAACACAACAAAGAAACAAUGAUAUCAAAAAUAGAAUAAAAUUCAUAGAACAAUCAAAUGUGAAGUAUCCAAAUGAUAGUGAUGGUCAAAUUCGUCGAACGCAGACCAAUGCUUUACGAAAAAGAUUUAUGGGCACCAUUCAACAAUACCAAGAUAUGGAGCGUACAUAUGAUCGACGUUAUCGACAACGCAUUGAACGCCAAAUUCGAAUCGUCAAGCCUGAAGCGACACAAGAAGAAGUAGAUGAUAUUAUUGAUUCGGAUAAGUCAAGUCAAGUCUUUACACAAUCGUUAAUGCAAGCCGGACGAACAAGUCAAGCUCGUGCAGUUUUAAGUGAAGUUCAAGAUAGACAUCAAGAUAUCAAAAAGAUCGAACAAACCAUCAUGGAACUACAUCAAUUGUUUAUGGAUAUGUCAAUGCUAGUGGAACAGCAAGGUGAAACAUUGAAUCAAGUAGAAUAUCACGCUGAAGAUACAACUGCAAACUUGGAACAAGGUAACAAAUUUAUCGCUAGGGCCAUUCAGAGCGCAAAAGCAACGCGAGCGAAAAAAUGGUGUUGUUUCUUCUUAACCAUUGGCAUUUGUGUGAUGAUUGCUAUUCUGGUUUGGUGGUUCGCCUUUGGUCAUCCGGGUGUGGUAGGACCAAGUAGCAACAAUAACAGAGCUUCAUCCACUCCAGCUCCAGCAGCCACUCAUACAUAAAUCAAUAUAGAUUCAUGAUUCCAUCUAAAUACUUUUUUGACAGCCUGAACUUUAAUAAAACUUUCUUUUUUCCCUACA
Molecule: messenger RNA, 1206 nt
Organism: Halteromyces radiatus
Lineage: Eukaryota; Fungi; Mucoromycota; Mucoromycetes; Mucorales; Cunninghamellaceae
Product: t-SNARE
Exons: 8
Coding region: 40-1128 (362 amino acids)
Biological process (GO): intracellular protein transport; vesicle fusion; exocytosis
Cellular component (GO): SNARE complex; endomembrane system; plasma membrane
Molecular function (GO): SNAP receptor activity; SNARE binding
Source: RefSeq, a predicted model, not a curated record